AUGGAAAUGAACAAGAGCACCAACCUUUUUAAAAUCAAGUCUAACAAAGCAAAGCGGUUCGCUCAGUUAAAUGCUGACCUAAGUUUCAUGGUCAAGAGUAGCUCAAAGGUCAAGACCAGGAAUCUUAAGGCUUCUUUUCCAGAGAAGAGACAGAAGACUCAAGGGAAGAAUAAAAUACAAUCGAUUACAGAAAUUAUCACUCCUUCUGAUAGUGUCAAUUACAUCAGUUAUGAUGGAAAUCAUAAUAUAAAUAAAGUGAAUUUUCCUCCAUACAAGAAUCGAAACAUCAGCAAUUCAAGUUCUAAGGAAACUGUCAGAUCAAGCUUGAUCACGAAGCCCUACCAAACCGGAUGUAUAUCAGAGAGCAAGAAGAGGAACUUAAUUGGCUACAUACAUAAAAUAAGGAGUAAUAAAUAAACUUAAUAAGCAUUCAUCAAAUCUCAAGAAUAUCUUGUCAGCGAAGAAAUAGCUUUUCACAGCAAAUGAAAAUGUAUCAGAACAGAGAAUCAAAGAGUAAGACAAAGGAUUUGUCCCAGUCAAUAUCAGUAAGCAGGAUGAAUUCGAAGAAAGUCGUGCCAGAAAAUUGCUAUAAACGGAGACAGCGGAGAGAAAAGAUUGAGCUCAGAGAUGCUUUUACUCAAUCAGAUGAGACUUUAAUUCAGAAGAUCUUUGAUGAAAAGGCUAUAUUUAAUAAGCUGGAUAUUAAUUUGCCCACUAAGGAAGAACCGUCACAAAUUAAGGUUAAAUUUGAACUCUUCGAAAGCAUUGAAAAAUAAGAAUAUAAACAGAAGUCUAGAAAAUGGAAGAAGAAUAGGCAGAAUGAGAAGAGCUAAACCAAGUCAUAAAGCACAGAAUUUGAUUAAUUUUAUAUCAGAUGUAAACAAAUCACAAGAGCAAAAAACCAAGAAUAGCAUUAAUGGGUUUGAUUGCACUUUCAGAGUUAAUAAGCUACCAAUAAAUAAGAAAUUUAACUUGAAUCUUAAACAGGCCAUUUAUAAUCGAUCAAAUGACAAAUCUAUUAAAUCACCUCCUUCGGUCUUCAAGAACACCCGAAAUAUCUCUAAAUGGCUAUAAAACCCAACAGACUCCCAAAUAUUCAAUUUUCU
Moneuplotes crassus is the source of this 1106-nucleotide messenger RNA. The record is from the annotation of a GenBank genome assembly. Lineage: Eukaryota; Ciliophora; Spirotrichea; Euplotida; Euplotidae.